AGCCAGCGCGGUGGCUUGGGGUGCUGAUGCCUUCAGCCGGAGGUCGGUGUUAUGGGGCUGAGCCGCGUGCAAGCUGUUUUCUUUGACCUAGACAACACGCUCAUCGAUACGGCCGGGGCGAGUAGGAAAGGCAUGUUGGAGGUGAUAAAGCUCUUGAAAUCAAAGUAUUUUUACAAAGAUGAGGCUGAAAUCAUCUGUGACAAAGUUCAAGUUAAACUCAGCAAAGAAUGUUUCCAUCCUUCCAGUACCUGCAUUACUGAUUUAAGGACUUCACACUGGGAAGAAGCCAUCCAAGAAACAAAGGGUGGUGUGGCCAACCGAAAGUUAGCUGAAGAAUGUUAUUUCCUAUGGAAAUCUACACGUUUACAGCAUAUGACACUAGCAGAAGAUGUGAAAGCCAUGCUUACAGAACUUCGAAAGGAAGUUCGCCUACUUCUGUUAACAAAUGGAGACAGACAGACCCAGAGAGAGAAAAUUGAGGCUUGUGCCUGUCAGUCCUAUUUUGAUGCUAUUGUUGUGGGUGGAGAGCAGAAAGAGGAAAAGCCAGCACCUUCCAUAUUCUAUUACUGCUGUGAUCUCCUUGGAGUACAGCCUAUAGAUUGCGUGAUGGUUGGUGACACACUAGAAACUGAUAUACAAGGAGGCCUCAAUGCAGGACUGAAAGCAACAGUCUGGAUAAAUAAAAAUGGAAUAGUGCCACUGAAGUCAUCGACCGUGCCACAUUAUGUAAUCUCUUCUGUGCUAGAAUUACCUGCUCUCUUGCAAAGUAUAGAUUGCAAAGUCAUUGUGUCCACUUAAAUUACAUGAAAGGGCAUGAUUUCGAAUUUUACGGUCAGAUUACAAGGUUUGAAAUUCAAAAAGUUAAAACAUUCCAUAUGAUUCACUUCUAAGAAUAAUUUCAUUUAUGAUUUAAUGACCUACCAACCAACCAUUGAUUAGUAUUUAUAUUUGAAAAUGCAUUGUACAAUAAUAAAAGUUACUUUUAGUACUAUAUUCCAGAAGACUUGAGAAGAAGUAUGUAUUAGUGACAUCUUUUAGUAUCUUGGAUCCAUGAAAAUACCACACAGGAAGUUAUACAUGGAUGCACAAAUACAGGUUUUAUGUUCUGGCAUUAAAAAAAAUUUUUUUUAAAGACAUUCUAGAAUGUUCAUACAUGUAGUAGAGAUUUGUAAGUCAUUAGAUCUCAUUAAUAUGAAAUAAGUAUUAAGUCACAUGCAAAUCAAGGCAUUUCAAUUAUGGUGCAUAUUUUUUAAAAGCCAUAUAUAAUAUUUUUGCCUAUUUCAAAUGUUUACAUAUGAAUCUUAAUUUUUCUGCAUGACCUGUUUGGGAGGUCCCUCAGAUUUUCUUAUAUAUAUGUAUAUAUGUGAUAGAUUGUUCUGGUUUAAAAAAAGCUGUUAAAGUCAGUGUGUGGUGCUCCUUUUUCUUGAUUUUUUCUAUCCAGGCUUAGCUUAUAGAUUCCUGUUAGUCUGUAUUUCUUGUGGAGAUAUUUUUACUAUCUUGCAUAUACACAAUGGGCUUGAGGGGAUUAAACAAUUCUGGUGAAAACUACAACAGCAUUAUACCAAGUUAUUGUCCUUCUGGAUGCAGCAGAAUUGCCUUGUACAACUUAACCUUCUCUAGCCCCAACAUCCGUCUAAUGAUUGAAUAGUGCAACCAUGUGAUGAAAACUAGUAGAAAAAUCAGUUUUGUCGUGAACCAUUUUCAAGGAAUCAUUUUAAUAUUUGACUAUUAAAAUUUUAAUUUUAAUCUUUAAAAUUUGGGGAAAUUUUAUUUUGCAAAUUUCUGUGUCCAGUUUUCACUUUGAGCUUACCAAUUAAUGACUCCAUAGCAGACCUCUUGCAACUAGAAAAUUCUAGACCAUAAGGGUGAAAUAUCUCAUGAUUUCAUAACUAAACUUGGAGUAAAAUGAUGGAGAAAAUAAUUAUUUGGAUUAACCUUUGAAUAAGAAACUACUAAUGCAAAAUAUUAGACUCUUGGGAUAUGUAUGGCUAUGACUCCAAUUAACCAAAAUUAUUAUACUUAAAUUCCAAAUUAUGCCUGUUUGCAAGCUUGUUUCUUCUACAAGUUAUUGCCUGUCUACCAGGAACAGAGUUCUCUGCCAUUGUCUCAAAUGCCCUGUUGUUUUCACUUUUGUUGAUUUUGAAAGAUGUAACUUUUGCCCUUGGCUGUCACAGAGUUGUUCUUGUUAUAAAGCUGAACAUUUAUGAAUAGGUUAUGUUCCAGGUAUGAUGUCCAUGUGACCUCAGUUUUAUUUUUUAGCUAUUUAAAAAUUGUUAAGUUGGAUGAUCUUCCCAGAAAAUAAUUAGAUCAUUUCUACAGUAGAUUUAUGGUGAAGUCUUGUCCCACAGGAUGGAUGUAAGGCAACAGUGCAUUUACAGUGUUAACUAAUAGAAAAUAUGGCUCAUCCGUAAAUCAUAGUGGCAGAUCUCAACAAUAUAGCUCCUAGGAUGUUAGUGAGUAAAACUGAUCUUAGGGAAGAAGGAAAUGAAAUAAUUGAGUUUCCUUAUCUUCACAGUUUACGUAACAGGCUGUAAUGCAAUAUUACAUUCCUUUUGGAUCCUAGAAGAACUUUCGGUUUUCUACCCUUCUGUGUGGGAUGUUACAGAAGAUGCUAAGAAAUCAUUGAGUAAAAUCAUAAAUGAUUUUGUU
Molecule: messenger RNA, 2649 nt
Organism: Condylura cristata (star-nosed mole)
Lineage: Eukaryota; Metazoa; Chordata; Mammalia; Eulipotyphla; Talpidae
Gene: NANP
Product: N-acetylneuraminic acid phosphatase
Exons: 2
Coding region: 52-798 (248 amino acids)
Molecular function (GO): hydrolase activity
Source: RefSeq, a predicted model, not a curated record